This is a messenger RNA of Nicrophorus vespilloides, 830 nucleotides long. RefSeq lists its product as uncharacterized. Bases 39 to 830 code for a protein of 263 amino acids. The transcript has 3 exons. The record is from RefSeq and is a predicted model, not a curated record. Lineage: Eukaryota; Metazoa; Arthropoda; Insecta; Coleoptera; Silphidae.
UCUUAGAUCAUAAUUAUGCUCCCAAGACAUUCGAAACAAUGAAAAUCGAGAUCUUCUCCACAGCUCUGGGAUGGCUUCUGGCCGCUUUACUACCAAUCUUCCACAUCUUCCUGCUCUGGUACUUUUGGUCCAGGUACACGUUUCCUGUUAACACGGCCACGUGCACCUGCGAGUGUUGGGACACUAUUUUUAAAGGUCCGUACGAAUAUGGAAUAUCUGCUUAUAAACACUUCUAUUUCAAUUCAACGAAAAGCUCUGCCAAAAUAUGGUUGAUCGUUUCCAUCGGUUUGAUAGCUCUGUACGAAUGCUCGAAACAACUUUGCCGGUUAUUCCUUCGUGGUAAAUUACGCUCUUCAAUGCUGCUGCUCUUUCUUUCUUCAAUAUUCCCGCACUACUAUUCAUGGUGGACGUACAUAAACUACAUUAACGAUAGAUUUUACACCCAAUGGGAUCACCAGCUGUUCUUCACCAUCUCGGAGAUUGUUUCCACGGCCAUCGUCAUCCACCUGAGCAACAGGCAUCACGAGCUGACUCGCUACAAAAUGCUGAUCAUCAUCAUCAUAAGUGCUGUACACUUGAUCUCGGGCUCGAUCGAUCAAUUCAUCGACAACAUUAUCAUGAUGAGAGGAUCCAAGCAUCAAGUCGUCCGGGAUCUAGGCUUCGUUCUUGCCGAUGUUAUGCACAUCGCCGUUCCAAUCUUUGAGCUGCGAGAUCUGGAGUACUAUAAUUUCGAUAACAGAGUUUGGUACAAGGAUCGUAGAUCUAUAAUCGAGUUUACUAUUGCAGGAUUUCUCAUACUUGUUGGUUGCGUUAUUGUUCAACAAUUGUAG